UGACACAAAACUCCCACAAUGCAAUGUUACGUAGACCUCAGCUAAACAACAAGCCGCACCUGAGCCUGAAUGGUUUUAAAUAGCCGGUCCGGAUCGUCUGCCCCCGCUGUUUCUGUCCGGAGGUGGUCUGCCGGAGCUGGCUCGUUUUAGCUGUGUCCUCCCACUCUGCGGUUGAGGGUUCAGGGUCCAGGAUGGAUCCCGACUAUGAACAUCGCCUCCUACGCCAAAUUAACACCGAGAAUGACAUCUUUAAACUGCAGAACAGUCGGACACCCGCCGGCUCACCACUGUCCUCGCCCACUAAGCUUGGAGACCGAUUCAUACCUACCAGAGCGGGGGCAAACUGGAAUAUCAACUUUCACAGGAUCAACGAAAAUGAGAAGUCACCGACUGUGAACAAAAAAACAAAGGAUGCCUCUUCUGACAAUAUCAAAGCAGACGGGCAGGCCUACUCUGCUUUGCUGAAGAAUGAGCUGUUGGGAGCAGGAAUAGAAAAGAUCCAAGAUCCCCAGACGGAGGACAGACGUCUGCAAUCGUCCCCGCCCGAGAAGAGGAGUCUCUUCUCUUACUCGCUCAACACCAAAAGCUUGUCAUCAGAAGACGGCGCCAACGUCUCUCCCUACUCGUUAUCACCCGUCAGCAAUAAAAGUCAGAAGUUGUUGCGUUCACCAAGGAAGCCAACUCGCAAGAUCUCCAAGAUUCCCUUUAAAGUCCUGGAUGCUCCAGAGCUGCAGGAUGACUUUUAUCUUAACCUGGUGGACUGGUCGGCUCUUAAUAUGCUCAGUGUGGGGCUGGGCACGUGUGUUUACCUGUGGAGCGCAUGCACCAGCCAGGUGACCAGACUGUGCGAUUUGUCAGUAGAGGGCGACUCUGUCACAUCGGUCGGAUGGUCUGAAAGGGGUAACCUUGUAGCCGUGGGAACUCACAAAGGCUAUGUUCAGAUCUGGGAUGCUGCUGCUGGCAAAAAGCUUUUUGCCUUGGAGGGCCACACAGCCAGAGUUGGAGCUCUGGCUUGGAACGCCGACCAGUUGUCUUCGGGAAGCCGAGAUCGUAUGAUCCUCCAGCGAGACGCGCGGACGCCUCCGCUGCAGUCAGAGAGGCGCCUGCAGGGACACAGACAGGAAGUGUGCGGUUUGAAGUGGAGCACUGACCACCAGCUGCUCGCCUCUGGUGGAAAUGACAACAAGCUGUUGGUGUGGAACCACUCGUCGCUCAGUCCCGUGCAGACGUACAUCGAUCACCUGGCUGCAGUUAAAGCCAUCGCCUGGUCCCCCCAUCAGCACGGCCUGCUGGCCUCGGGCGGCGGCACCGCCGACCGCUGCAUUAGAUUUUGGAAUACCCUGACAUCGCAGCCGCUGCAGUGCAUGGACACCGGCUCUCAGGUCUGCAACCUGGCCUGGUCCAAACAUGCUAAUGAGCUGGUAAGCACCCACGGAUACUCUCAGAAUCAAAUCUUGGUGUGGAAAUAUCCAGCUCUCACUCAGGUGGCCAAGCUUACAGGACACUCCUACCGAGUGCUCUACCUGGCCAUGUCUCCAGACGGUGAGGCGAUCGUGACGGGAGCUGGAGACGAGACUUUACGCUUCUGGAACGUUUUCAAUAAAACGCGCUCGACAAAGGAAUCUGUAUCAGUUUUAAAUCUCUUCAAGAGGAUACGGUGACUUUAAGCACCUUUUUUAAAAGAAAUAAAAUCCUGCCAUCAUCGGCGGAUAGCUCAGCCGCCCGGUGCUAAAGACAUAAAGUACAAUCAGAGGCUUAUUGUGAGUUUUCUUUUCACAAAGGGAAUGACAGCAACACCUAGUUUUAUUUUUAUUUUUUAAAAUUGUGUGAAAAAUUCUUUUGCACCUGCUGUGAGUGUAUUAUUUGUAUUAUAUGCUUAAAAAAUGUAAAAGUGGGUGGGGUUUUUUUUCUUUCUUUUUUUGUCAGUAUACAAAAGUAGAAAUCACAAGCCUUAAGAAUAUUGGUAUCAUCUGAAAUGUGUUUUGUUUACCUCAGAUUUAAUUUAUUUAACACACUUAUUAUACAAAAGACAUUCAGAGACUUAUUUUUACACCAUUGUUCAUAGGAUGGAGGUUUGGAGUGAUUUAAUGACAUAUUAUACUAUGAAUAAAUAAAAAAACAAGCACCAUGGUUAUUGUGACCUUUGGACUGUGGUUGAGAGGAGGUGACUGAGUACACAAAGUCUAAUGCUGUGCAUUUAGACGUCUACUGAAUUGCUGAUUAUUUGCAGUAAAACAAAUAAAAGAUACUCAGGAGCCAC
Messenger RNA from Pundamilia nyererei, 2260 nucleotides. Its product is annotated as fizzy-related protein homolog. The record is from RefSeq and is a predicted model, not a curated record. The transcript has 14 exons. Gene Ontology annotation, molecular function: protein binding; anaphase-promoting complex binding; ubiquitin ligase activator activity. Lineage: Eukaryota; Metazoa; Chordata; Actinopteri; Cichliformes; Cichlidae. Bases 192 to 1661 code for a protein of 489 amino acids. Gene Ontology annotation, cellular component: anaphase-promoting complex. Gene Ontology annotation, biological process: positive regulation of ubiquitin protein ligase activity; positive regulation of anaphase-promoting complex-dependent catabolic process; anaphase-promoting complex-dependent catabolic process.